UUAUUCAUGAUUCCUUCUGAACGGUGGAAGAUACCUAAAUCAUGCUAGUAAUAUGGAUGUCCAUACUGUGUUCUGCUUCUUUAAUGUCAGUGUUGUACAUGUAUCAAUUGUUUUCUUUGUAUCUUUGAUUGAGAGAAAAAAACCAUUGCCUCUGCCUGCUGAGUGCUUUGUUAUGUGUGAAUGCGUGGAGUGAAGUGUGGAUUACUGUGGAAUCAUUAGAUUCCAUGGUGACUCUAUUUUCGUGGAAUUCGGGGACACCUCUUAUCCACGAAUUAUCAUCCUCCACGAAGUAAUGAAUUGGGGUUCUAUAGUCUUUUUCCUUUGAUACAAUUAGAUUAAGAUUUCAACGGAAAAUAUGGGAUUUAAAUGGAACAUAUAUGUGCUAAUUAUUGGUGUAGCUGUUGUAUAUUUCACCAAGAUAUAUCAAGUCGGAGAGGAGACAGUUUCUUUGAAUACUACCUAUGAUUACAUCAUAUUGGGUGCAGGGUCUGCUGGAUGCGUUCUUGCAAACAGGCUUUCGGAAGAUCCCAAAUCUUCAGUGCUCAUCAUAGAAGCUGGAGGUUCCGAAGAUGACAACUUUAACAUGAGUAUUCCAAUCGCGUCUGGACUGCUUCAGAAAUCAAAACAGGAUUGGAAGUUCCUGACCGUGCCUCAAAAGAAUGCUUGCAUGGCAAUGGUUGAGAAGAGGAGUGCUUGGUCCCGAGGAAAGGUGUUAGGGGGCUCAAGCAGCCUGAACAAUUUGCAGUACGUCCGCGGCAGUCGCCAUGACUACGAUAGAUGGGCCAAGGAAGGGUGUAAGGGGUGGGGUUACAAGGAUGUUCUUCCAUAUUUCAUAAAGUCAGAGGACAUCCAAAUCCCUGAGCUCCAAAACUCAGAAUAUCAUGGAAAGGGAGGCUUUCUAACCGUCAGCGAUGGGACCUCCACCUCUCUCAAUAAGAAUGUGUACGAAGCGGGAAUGGAGGAAAUUGGUCUGUCUAUCACAGACUGUAAUGGGAAGUCACAGAUAGGGUAUUGUAGAUCGCAGGAAACAACCAAAAAUGGAGAGCGGGACAGCACAGCUAAAGCCUUUCUCAGACCAGUCAUGGGCCGCAAAAAUCUACAUGUGUCCAUCAGUUCCUAUGUUACUAAAAUCCUGAUCAAAGACAAAAAAGCAGUGGGGGUAUCAUUUAUCAAAGAUAACAGGAAACAUGUCCUCAUGGCAAAGAAGGAAGUCAUUUUGUCUGCUGGAUCAAUUAAUUCACCACAGAUCCUUAUGCUGUCAGGAAUUGGUCCAAAGAAACACCUAGAGGAAAAAGGGAUUCCUGUUGUAGCUGACUUACCGGUCGGUGAUAAUUUACAAGACCACAUCAUGAUAUUCGUUGACUUCCAUGACAACACUUCAAGCGCAAUCACUAAAGACAAGCUAAUGGCACCCACAAACUUAAUUCAAUACUUUUUAUUCAAGAAAGGUGCCAUGAGCAGGUCACAGAUAGAGGGGACAGCUUUUAUCUCUGAUGAUAAUAACCUUCCUCCAUAUAUGCAGCUACAUUUUUCCAGCAUGAUGUAUGAACCAGAAUUUGCAGCCCUUUUUAUAGAUCUACUGAAUUUUGAGCCAAAGCUUAUUGAAGGAAAACGAUGGGAGUUUCAAAACUAUAAAGACAGAAACAUUGGGACAUUUACCGUCCUACCGAUUCUUGUUCGUCCUAAGAGUAAGGGUACUAUUCGCCUACAGAGUGAUGACCCUUUUGAUCCGCCUCUUAUAGAUCCAAAUUACUUGGAUCACCCAGAUGAUGUCAAAACUAUGCUUAAAGGAAUCCGGAAGGUAUUGAAACUUGGUAAUACAAAAGCCUUUAAGUCAAUUGGUGCAUCUGUCCAGGAUCCACUGGAGGCUUAUACCCCACACUGUGAUGGUUUCCCUAAAGAUUCAGACGAGUAUUGGAUUUGUAGAAUAAAGCACUACACUUUUACAAUUUACCAUUCCACAUCUACAUGCAGAAUGGGGGCUAAAGAUGACCCCACAGCUGUGGUAGACCCAGAACUUAGAGUCAAAGGAAUCCAAAAUCUUCGCGUUGUAGAUGCUUCUGUCAUGCGCGAUGUGCCCUCAGGAAAUACAAACGCCCCGACGAUAAUGAUCGCAGAAAGAGCAGCUGAUAUUAUAAGGAAUAUAGAUAGUGUAAAAUCUUUUAGGGAAAUAACGGAUAAAUUAUAGAAUGCAUACAGAGAAUCCUUGGAUUUUGGAACAGCCGCACUGAAUCAGGAAUGUGAAUUCAACAGAAUGUCAAUGGAAAGUAAUGCUCAGAGAAAAAGGCAGCCCGACCGGCCAUUUUACCUUCCGAAAGGGGACACAACUAGCUCACGAAUUAUCACAGAGGCAAAGGAAUCUCUAAAUAACAGAACGGGACUGCAAGCUGUGGUAACAAAGAGGCCAAGUACACCUAGAGAUGCCACAAGGUCUUUAUUUGGUGCGACAAGCACCAGAGCCCCGGAAAACCGUCCACCAAGUUCUUUCAGUCUUGGAUCUCGUCACUUUGAUGGAGCUGACACAUCACGACCAACUUCCAGGACUCGUUUACAACCCAUCAAUCACAAACCAAAACUCCCAUCAGAAGAGGAAGUAGAAUCAGGGUUACUUCCCCCUAAGCCACCAUCAGACCCCAAUAAAGUCCAAAGAGGGAAGGCCACCAGAACACGUUUACAGCAGUCCACCAGUGUAGAAAGCUCUCUGAGUUCAGAGGUCAAAUCUCGCCAGGAUACCAGUCCCAGUGAUGUUAAGACGGUGGAUGAGCCUGUCAGGAGAGUACACAGUGGCCCCAAGGAGAGGUCCUCGCUCCCGGUGGAGGAGAGGGGGGAGGGAGAUGGACGGGAAAUGCCAUACAGAGCCCCCAGCUCUGCCUCUGUCAGAAGUCCACCAAGAAGUGCUGAGAGUAGGACAGGAAGUGGAGGAACCAAAAGAACCUCCAGUGCUGGAAGUACAGGCAGGGGAGGUUCAGCUGGUAAGCGAGAGGAGGAAACCGCAGAGGAAGCUCUAUUUUACAGUCAGAAUAUUGCUCCACUCCUAGAACGAAUGACAGCAGCCAGUAGCAAGAAAGAUCUAAAGAAACUAGGACAGGUGACAGAGGACCUUUAUUCCCUCCUUCAGAAGGAGAAUUUACUAGGCAGGAAUUGUAAACAACGGACAACCAUACUCAAAUCAAUAUUCAAACUCCUUGAUGCAGAUGACACACGAAUUCAACUCAAACUGGCCAGACUAAUUCUUGCUUUCAAAGUGACAGGAAAUAAUCUUCUAAGUGCUUGCAAACUUGUUUUCAAAAUCAGCAGGAACGAGAAGAAUGACCCUGAGUUUCUCAAAGGAGAUAUUCUUGAUGUAUUAUUGGACACGUUAAAAAGUACCGACCCUUUCAGUGCAAGUGAAGCCUUGGUUUUCUGCAUUGGGUCACUAAAACUCUUAACUGGAAAUGCCACAAUAGUCAAACAGUUAGUCAAAAAAGACUGCAUAGAAAACUUGGCUAUCCUCCUUAACAGUAUUAACAAAACUAUCAGAGAAGGUAGUGAACCCUCAACUCAGCUGGGAAAUAUUCUAGUCCAGGCGACAGCUGCACUGAGGAACCUCGCUGACACGGGCUCCAGCAGGGAACGCCUCCUGGGAUGUCAGGUGAUUGAGGCGCUCUGUCUCAUCAUCGACAGCUUCACCUCAGACGGAGACCUCAUGCUCAACAUUUCCAGGAUAUUCAGCAAGGUGACCUUACACACAGACUGCUGCACGGCCCUGGCUGACCACCCCACCUCCUACAGAUCUUUUGUCAGCAUCCUCCAGAAACAUCAGCACAAGUCGGAUGUGGUAGUGCGGGUCAGUUUCGUCCUGGGUAACAUGACCGCAAAGAACGAGGUGGCCAGACUGAGGCUGUUCCAGGAGGCAGGAUCCUUUGACAUCCUCCUGUCCCUGUUCCGGUUCUACCUGGAGCAGGAUGUCAAGAACCAAGGAAAGGAGACCAAGAAAGAGGUGGCAGAAGAUGGCAGCACCGUCAACAAGACAGAGGAUGUACUGAUAAAGGUCAUCAGGGUCAUAGCCAACCUGUCAAUCAAUGAGAAUGUUGGACCAGUCAUAUGCUCCAACUACCAGUGUGUGGACUUCCUGCUCAAAGUAUUAGAAACUAAAGAGGUUUCCAGUAGUGAAGAACUUGUACUUAAUACCGUAGCAACCAUCAACAAUUUGUCAUUCUACAACACCAAAACCAGUGCCAUAACCACUCUCCAAGUGCGGGUCCUAGAAGUCCUCCUGAAACUCGUGUUGGCCAACAACAUGGAGGCGAUGGUGGAGGCGUGUCGCGUGUUUGCCAAUCUGACACGACAAAAGGUGGUCAGGGACUUCCUGGCCGAACAGAAAAUUGACAGAAUGCUGGUGACUAUGCUGGACUCGGGAAACAGGGAGGUGGUCUACAUUUCUUGUGGAGUUCUGAUUAACUUCAUGGUGGAUGAAGAAAAUAGGCCCAUGUUGAAACAGGAGCAUGGCAUCAGAAAACUGAUCGAGGUACUAAGAGACUUCAGUCGGACUGACUGGGAGCUGGCCAGUCUGGUGUGCCAGAUUCUAUGGAAUUACAGCGGCAAAAUCACAAGCUCUAACGACUGCUUCGGUCAGCAGGAGUCGCAGGACCUGACAGAGCUGCUUACUGAGCUACUGGAUCGAGACUCUGCAUUGGAUCUAUCUUUCAAGGAUGAGGCUGAUGAUGAAAUGACAGACUAUUUUGAAGAAACCUGGACAGAGCAGUUUUGUCCAGUGGCAGAGCAGCUGUUACAGAGAAUAGAGACACACCAGUCUGACCUUGAACCUUUAGAUAACCCCAGUGGCUCAUAGUGGCGACCUUGACCUAGGAUUUUUAAAUUUAUAUUUGAAACACAAAAUUCACUUUUUUAAUUAUUUGCAUAUUCAUCUAUAUUAUCAAAAUCCUCUCAGUUUGCCUACAAAUAUUUGUGAUGAAAUUUAUUUGGGAUGAAAUUUUUAGAAUGUGUUACUAAAAUGCAGUCAUUUUUCUGUAUAGACACAUAACCACCUAAGAAAGUGAUUGAUCAUUACUCAUGAUGCAGUAUGAUUUAAUUCAUGAACCACUACAAGUAUUAUCUUGAACUUAAAUGUAUCCAAACAAAUUAUUUACAUAUGUAUAUUGUACUUAACAUUCCUGGGUGAUUUUGCUUGUGAUCCUUUCCGAGUCUUUCUUUUGAUCUGUAUGUUGACUCUCUAGUCGUGGAGCUAUUGCGUACUAUUUAUUGGUGUGUAAGGAGGAAGGAUGAAAUAUAUCGGCUACCAGAUCAUUCCGUCCAUGAAUUUGCCCUGAUUUUAUGAUGACAUAAUAAAUCUACUGUGUUCACACGCCAGAACGUCCGUCCAUUUAGAGAUAUGUUAAACUACAUGUAGUUAUAUACUUGUAUAUCUAUCACGUUAAGCUCCUUACAUUGUUUAGUUCAUUUUAUUCGUAAUAACUGAUGAUUUUAUUUAUUAUUCGAGGAAAAUAGAAUAUGUUAUAUGCGUGUAUCAAAUGAUAUAUAUAUAUAUUUUACAAGAAUUUUUUCCAGGCUCAUCUUAAAUUUUAAGGAGACUAUAAAAUAUUUUCCUGUACAAAAACCUUAUUUACAGAAACACUGCAAUUUUAGGAUGCAAAAUAUUAAAACAUCAUAUUCAAGCUUUUAUUAUUUUUUUGUAACCUGUAGUUUAUUUCCAAUGAUACAUUCAAGUAAACAUGUGUCUUAUGCGUCAAUCAAUAGUACGAAACAUAACAAAAAUCGGCUGAAAUUUUUGUUUACAUUUACUAAAACACGUUGAAAUAUUGUGGACAAUCUGAAUGCAAAUAUAUUGUACUUGUAGGAAAAAGUCAAAUAGUUUUUAUCAUGUUUACGACUCUAAAAUAGAACAUGAGACAAGUAUUUUUAGAAAAAGACAGUGCAUGAUGUUUAAAUGUUAAAGAAAUAUCUAAGGUUUGAUUUCUUUCUACAAACAUCAAUCUAGAAAUGUGAUACAUUUUAAUAUUUUACUUUUGUUCUCAUUUUUGUUGUUGAAAGUAGAUUUACAUGUACAGUUGUAUAGAUUUGAGUCUCCAUAGACAAAUGACUUGAUAGAUAUUGGAACACGUUAACAUAUAUUGUAAAUAUGACGUAUAUUUAUACACAUUGAAUUAACUCCUUGAAUAUUAUGAUGAUUGUUAUAUUUGUGGGAAAAAGUAUGCUUGUUUGAAUGUUGCUUGUUGAUUAUCCCACUCAUAGGUAGUUUAUUGAAUUUAACUAUGGUAAUUGUCUGUUUUAUAAAAUUCCUGGCCUCGGGAUCAUGAAGCAAUUUCAGACUUGCGUCAAAAUUUCAGUCGGUUUUAAGAUGAUUUCUUAUCAUAGUUUAUAAGACACCUUUCAUAGCAUUUUAAUUUAGUCAGUGUUUUCAAUCAAGAGAUAUUGAGGCAGUGUACAAUUUUUGACUUAAGUCUCAUAUUGCUUCAUGAUCCUUCAUUUUGUUUCUAUAUUUAAAAGUUUGUUUGAAAAUAAGGAACGUUUUGUAUAAUUUUUCUGUCUCCCUUUUUCGGAUCUCAUUCAAGAAGUUGAGAAAUGUCAAUUGUGUCGAGUGACUGUGGUACUAUGUGGUACUAUCUGUGGUACUAUGUGGUUCUAUCUGUGGUACUAUUUGGUUCUAUGUGUGGUACUAUGUUACUGCUUGAUCUGUAUAAAACCUGUCAGUAUUGGUCUACUUACAUGUAACUACAUGCUAGCCAAUAAAACAACACAUACGUGA
This is a messenger RNA of Magallana angulata, 6745 nucleotides long. RefSeq names its product armadillo repeat-containing protein 2-like. Gene Ontology annotation, molecular function: protein binding; flavin adenine dinucleotide binding; oxidoreductase activity, acting on CH-OH group of donors. Lineage: Eukaryota; Metazoa; Mollusca; Bivalvia; Ostreida; Ostreidae. Gene Ontology annotation, biological process: cilium organization. The transcript has 32 exons. The record is from RefSeq and is a predicted model, not a curated record.